This is a messenger RNA of Magnolia sinica, 1511 nucleotides long. RefSeq names its product aspartyl protease family protein At5g10770-like. Gene Ontology annotation, molecular function: aspartic-type endopeptidase activity. The record is from RefSeq and is a predicted model, not a curated record. Gene Ontology annotation, biological process: proteolysis. The transcript has 2 exons. Bases 58 to 1431 code for a protein of 457 amino acids. Lineage: Eukaryota; Viridiplantae; Streptophyta; Magnoliopsida; Magnoliales; Magnoliaceae.
CAUGUCUGUGUAUAUAUAAAUAUAUGGGCCACUUCCUCUAAAGUAACAUACUUCGAGAUGGGAUUGGUUUUGUUCCUUACUUUCUCUCUCUUUCUUCUGACAAUAGUGUCUGGCAAUAGAGACAAUACCCACAGCUCAUGCACUUCAAUAUUUCCAGAUGAUAAACACCAAUCCAACGGUUCUGGCAUUCACCUCACCUUGCACCAUGUUCAUGGCCCAUGCUCACCUGUAACUGCACCACGGCUGCCACUUAUCGAUGUCCUCAAGCUCGACGAAACUCGGGUCCAGGCCCUAAACAACAGGUUAACAAAAGCCAAUGUCACAACAUCCUCCAUUCCAAAAUCCAGCGAUCUCACGCCGGAAUCUGUCGGCAUCCCACUAAAUCCAGGCCAGUCGAUUGGAGUCGGUAACUAUGUGAUCAAGCUUGGUCUAGGCACUCCAACUAAAUACUUCACAGUAGUGAUGGACACAGGUAGCUCAUUCAACUGGGUCCAAUGUGACCCAUGUAAGGUGUACUGCCACCCUCAAGAGGGCCCUAGAUUCAAUCCAUCUACAUCAUCCACAUACAAAAACCUAUCUUGCGGCAUGCCGGAGUGCUCGGCGCUGGAAGCUGCCACCCUCAAUCCCACAUCUUGUACAAAGUCCAAUGUAUGUGUAUACACUUCAGCCUACGGCGAUGGAUCCUACUCCGUUGGAUACCUUAGCCGCGACACAUUGACGGUGGCCCCAUCGGAGACAUUGCCCAGCUUCGUUUACGGGUGUGGUCAAGGCAAUCAAGGUCUUUUCGGUCGAUCGGCGGGCGUUAUCGGUCUAGCCCGUAACAAGCUCUCUCUACUAUCACAAUUAUCAUCAAAAUACGGUUAUGUAUUUUCAUACUGUCUACCUACACCUUCUUCUACUGGGACAUUAUCAAUUGGUAAAAGUACGUAUAAUCCAUCCAUAUACAAGUUCACACCUAUGUAUUCAGAUCGACGAGAACCAUCAUUGUAUUUUCUACGUUUGGCCAGCAUAACAGUAGCUGGAAAGGCUCUACCAUUAUCCACUGCAGUAUAUACACGUACUCCUACGAUUAUAGACUCUGGGACUGUAAUUACGCGCCUUCCAUCAGCUGUCUACGUACCCUUACAAACGGCCUUUGUGAAGGCGAUGGACGGGUAUAAGCAGGCACAACCGAUUUCGAUACUCGACACAUGCUUUGAGGGGGGCGUGCAGGGAAAGCACGUGCCGGAGGUUCGACUGAUCUUUGAGGGUGGCUCGGAGCUGAGGCUGGCGGCUCAAAACACAGUGAUUGAGCUGGAUGGCGUGACUUGCCUAGCGUUUGCCGAGACCACUAGCCUGGCCAUAAUCGGAAACCGCCUGCAACAGACGUUUGGGGUUAUGUAUGAUGUUUCCAGCUCAAAGAUCGGGUUUGCUGCUGGUGGAUGUGGUUGAUUAGGGUUGGACCCGUUUGGAUGACACGUUCUUCUCUAAUUUUUACAUGUUUGUAAUAAAAAAGAAAAUAGAAAAAAGAA